AUGACCACCUUAACUCGUCCUAUACGCUUCCUUUGCCUUCCCGCCAAAUGCAAUUUCAAGGGCUUACACACCCACCACCUGUUCGAUGAAACGUCUCAAAGAGAUAUCUACUCGCUAAACGCACUGCUUGCCUCUUAUAACCGGAAUGGACAAUUUUCCACCACAUGGGCUCUCUUCUCUUGCAUUCAUCGCGCGAAACCCGACCUCAAUGCGUACACUUUCACUCGGGUAUUGGGCGCGUGCAGGGCGUUGCCCAGCCCCGAACGCGGCAGACAAGUCCAUGGUCUUAUGAUCAAGACAGGUGCUGAGUCAGGAACUGUGGCGAAGACUGCCGUCAUGGACAUGUACUCCAAGUACGGGUAUUUGGAGGACUCUGUUAGAGCCUUUGAAGAGAUGGAGUUCAAGGAUGUUGUGACUUGGAACGCUUUGCUUUCUAGCUUUUUGAGGCACGGGCUUGCUCGAGAAGCGCUUGGUGCGUUUGAAGCGAUGAGGGAGGAAAGAGUGGAGAUCAGCGAGUUUACUUUGUGUUCUCUGCUUAAAGCUUGUGCCUCUUUGAGGGCCUCUCCACAAGGCAAGCAGGUUCAUGGCAUGGUGGUUGUGAUGGGCCGUGAUAUGUUAAUUUUGGGUACUGCUUUAAUUGACUUUUACUCUGCUGUUGGGUGUAUUAGUGAAGCCAUGAAAGUGUUCUCCGGCUUGAAUGGUAGAAAGGAUGAUGCAAUGUUCAAUUCUUUAGUUGCAGGGUGUGUUCGGAAUAAGAAGUACAAAGAGGCAUUAUCGAUUAUGUCUACAAUGAAACCCAAUGUAAUUGCACUCACUAGCGCUCUUGCUGCUUGCUCUGAGAAUUCAAAUUUGUGGAUUGGAAAGCAGAUACACUGCGUGGCGAUGCGUCACGGGUUCACAUCCGACACACAAAUGUGCAAUGUUCUGCUAGACAUGUAUGCAAAAUGUGGGAAAAUUUCAAAUGCUCGAUCCUUGUUCAAUGGAAUUUCUAACAAAAAUGUAGUUUCAUGGACAAGCAUGAUUGAUGCAUAUGGAAGUCAUGGAAAUGGGCUGGAAGCUCUUGACCUGUUCAAGAGGAUGGGGGAGGAAAGAAGUGAAGUCUUGCCUAAUUCUGUGACUUUUCUUGCUGUUCUCUCAGCUUGUGGGCACUCAGGGCUGGUGGAGCAAGGCCGGGAGUGUUUUAAUUCGGCCCCGGAGAAGUAUGGCUUGGACUUGGGUCCAGAGCACUAUGGCUGCUUCAUCGAUAUGUUAGGCCGGGCCGGUCAGAUAGAUGAAGUGUGGUGUGUGUUUCAGGACAUGGUUGAGCAUGGCAUUAGGCCUACAGCAGCAGUGUGGUCAGCAUUGUUGAAUGCUUGUGGCCAUAAUCUCGAUGUUACAAGGGGUGAGGUUGCUGCAAAGCAUCUUUUGGAGUUGGAGCCAAAUAAGCCUGGGAAUUUUGUGCUGGUAUCAAAUUUUUAUGCAACCAUUGGAAGGUGGGAUUCUGUAGAUCAAUUGAGAAGCAUUAUGGAGAUGAAGGGAUUGGUUAAGGAAGUUGGAAGAAGCUGGGUCACUGACUCGAAAUGCCAUGAAAGUGAUUUUACAUAA
Prunus dulcis (almond) is the source of this 1584-nucleotide messenger RNA. Its product is annotated as pentatricopeptide repeat-containing protein At5g66500, mitochondrial. The record is from RefSeq and is a predicted model, not a curated record. The coding region runs from base 1 to 1584 and encodes 527 amino acids. Gene Ontology annotation, molecular function: protein binding; RNA binding. Gene Ontology annotation, cellular component: intracellular membrane-bounded organelle. Lineage: Eukaryota; Viridiplantae; Streptophyta; Magnoliopsida; Rosales; Rosaceae. The transcript has a single exon. Gene Ontology annotation, biological process: RNA modification.